AGAGCAGAUAAGGCUAUGUGCCACUUCGCCAGUUAUCGCUAUAGGUGUAAAACUUAGGUGUAAACCUAUCCAGGUUCUAUCACAGACUAUAACUCUCGUAGUAAUUGUCAUUUGUUGUUAUUUAAAUAUUUAAUAUUAUUUAAAUUUUUUCUGUAGUUCUGCACUAUUAACACAGAUUUUUAUUUCCGUUUUGCUUAAUUACUUUAUCUACCUAAUUUAAUUGAAGUUAACUAUAAAUUUAAAUUAUUUUAUUAAAAUGUAUUAGGUACGUUUAAGUAAUUUAAACGUGUAUCAAAUAUUCAUUGUCAUUUUAUUUAUCCAAACUACUAGUACUAAUCAUCAUGAAACUCAGUAUUUUCACUUUAAAUAUAUGGGAUUUGAAAUUUGCAUCUAAAGAUCGUAAAGCUCGAGUAAAGGCAUUAGCUGACAGUUUAACAAACAGUGGAUAUGAUGUUGUGUGUCUACAGGAAUUAUGGUGUGAAGAUAAUUACAAAUAUAUAAAGGCAUCUUGUAAUAAUGUAUUUAAAUAUAUGCAUUAUUUCCACAGUGGCAUGUUAGGAUCUGGAAUGUGUAUCAUGUCACGUUAUCCAAUAAUUGAUGUCCAUUAUCACUCAUUUAUGUUGAAUGGUUAUUUACAUAUGUUUUGGCAUGGAGAUUGGUUUGGUGGAAAAGGCAUUGGGCUAUGUCGUAUCAAUGUCAAAGGCUUUAUUGUAGAUGUUUACACUACACACUUACAUGCUUGUUAUAAUGCAUCAAACGAUAAAUACAUUAUUCACAGAGCAUUGCAAGCUUAUGAAACUGCUAAUUUCAUACGUAUUACAUCUGCUGGUUCUGAUUUAGCAGUAUUAGCUGGUGAUCUCAAUUCUAGUCCUAAUGACAUCUGUUAUAAAUUAAUAUGUUUAGGUGCAAACAUGGUCGACUCAUAUUCUACGUGUUUAAACAAUAGUAUUGAAUAUACUUUCUCUCAUCCUAAAAAUUCAUACAAAGAUGCAAAUGAAGUAAAUGAUCGUAUCGAUUAUAUACUGUACAAAUUUAAUAAACGGAAUUUAGUAGUUGUUAAUGAACACAGACAUUCAUUACCACAUCGCGUUCCUGAACAAGAUUUUAGUUAUUCAGAUCAUGAACCAAUUGAAGCAGUAUUUGAUAUAUCAGUAAAUGCAUUAAAUAUUGAAAAAAAUACUGAAAUUAAUACAGGGUUAAUAUUUGAAAACGAAUUUCUAAACGUUAUAAAUACUAUUCUGGACAUCUGCAACGAAAAGCAAGUAAAAAACCCAUUAAUAUCAUUAUGGCAUUGUGUAUUUGUAAUAAUUUGUUUAAUGCUAAGUAUGUAUCUGCAACCAGUCCCAUAUACUAAUAUUGUUGUUUUUAUUACAUUACCUAUUUUCAUUAUCAUGUGGGUUUAUAACUUAAUUUUAAAAUGGAAAGAACAAAAUUGUAUUCGGAUUUUUUCAUCAUAUAGAAACAUUAUUUUGUAAUCAAUAACAUAGAAUUUGUUUUCACAAUUUAAGUCAUUAACUAAUUACGUGACAACUUUUAUUGUAAUGAAUUUUUUUGAAAUUAAAUGUCUGUAUUAUUGUUGAAAAAAAAAGAUUUAAAUAUUAAUUAGAAUAAAAGUUAUUACAUAGACACUAAGUUAUUUAAUACAAUUUUUCAAUUGUUUCUGUAUAUCCUGUUUAUUCAUGUUUUUUUCUUCUUUUUAAACUCUUCUAUAAGAUUUUAAGACUAUUAACAUUUAACUCUAUAAAAUCAAAAGAGAGUAAAUAGGUAUACCUCCUAAUUACCAAGAAGUGUUGAUGCCUGUUGCUUAAAUCUAAAUCAUUAUCAUUCCUUAACUCUGAAUUAACACUCAUUGUUAUUUUAUGUUAUUAAUAUAUAUAAUGUUUUUCAAGUCAAUAUUUCAGUUUAAUUUAUAUUUUAUAUUUUAUAACUCUAACUUACAAUUUAUAAAUCUAGAUUUACUUUUAUUCAAAAUUGUUUAUAACAGUGGUUUUCAACCUUCUGGGGUGCACGGUUCCUUUUGAUUUUGAAAUCAAAUAUACAGCUCUCAUACGAAUAUCGAUAGUAAUUACUUAUUAGUGGUAAUAGAAAAUGCCUUUUUAACAAUUUUAUUUUUAGUUUCUACUGUGGCUCCCUUGAUAAUAAUUCCAAUGCAUUUGCAUUUUUUUUUAUUUUUUUUUUUUAAUAUCUUACACGAUGUUUUCUAAGCUACAAAUGUGUUUCAAGUACUCUGUGUUCUAACCUCAUAAUUUUAUUGGGGUUUUUUUGACGUUUUUAAUUUUUUAGGACAUUUUUGACCUAUUUCUUGUAUUAUAACUAAAAAAUUGACUUCCUUCUUGGAAUGUAAGUACUACAUAAUAUAAGUUAUUUUCAUUUUGAACUUAACAUCAGGUAAUCCAGUUUUAAAUUAGACAAGGCUAAAAUUUAUCUUUAUGUCACGCCAUCCAACUAGCCAAAUGUAAUUUCAUUUUUUAUUCAUUUUUUUAGAUAAUAAUUUAAAUAAUGCAUUUUUUGAAAGGGAAUUUUUUGGUAUUUUUACUGGCAUUUGACGCACAGGUUGAAAACUGCUUGUUUAUAAUAUAUUUUAUAGUUAUGAUUUAUUGUGUAAUAAUUUAUAAUAAUAUUGUUCUUCUCUUUUGCCAGUAUUGCAUGAUACAUACCAAUUGGCAAUUACAUAAUAAAUGUGAAUAAAUAUUGUUAAA
Molecule: messenger RNA, 2699 nt
Organism: Rhopalosiphum padi (bird cherry-oat aphid)
Lineage: Eukaryota; Metazoa; Arthropoda; Insecta; Hemiptera; Aphididae
Gene: nSMase
Product: putative neutral sphingomyelinase
Exons: 7
Coding region: 342-1475 (377 amino acids)
Cellular component (GO): cytoplasm
Molecular function (GO): sphingomyelin phosphodiesterase activity
Source: RefSeq, a predicted model, not a curated record